This is a messenger RNA of Arabidopsis thaliana (thale cress), 1166 nucleotides long. RefSeq names its product RING/U-box superfamily protein. Gene Ontology annotation, cellular component: membrane. NCBI's taxonomy places the organism in Eukaryota, Viridiplantae, Streptophyta, Magnoliopsida, Brassicales, Brassicaceae. Gene Ontology annotation, molecular function: ubiquitin protein ligase activity. Gene Ontology annotation, biological process: protein ubiquitination. The transcript has 2 exons. Bases 250 to 795 code for a protein of 181 amino acids. The record is from RefSeq and is marked reviewed.
AAACGUUACUGUCACUAAAUGAAAUCUAUUUUUCUUUCUUAAAUUUUGCUCUGACAAAUAUUUUUGAUUGCGUCAUUUUCUACUUUGGAAAUGUCUUUGAUUUAGCAUUUCAGUUCGCUCAAAACAUCAAAUCUUACCUUCUUUAGCUUUCACAUUAGAUUCUGGUAAUUAUUAGCACAAAAAAAAGAUAAGCCAGAAUACGAAACAACCAAAAAAAGAGGAGAAUUCUUUUUUUUUUUUUUCUUUCCGAUGCCUCCGACCAAUAAUUACCGAAUCUCCGGCGAACCACCGUCUACUACGCCGUCUCAUCCACCGCCAAAACCGAAAACAAGGAUUCUCUCUCUAUUCCUCGUUGGUGUAAUCAUGUUUUCAAUCUUCUUUCUCUUCCUCGUUCUUAUCGGUAUCGCCUCUGUUCUUAUCCUCCCUCUCCUCCUCUCUUCUCUCCAUCGUCACCACCGACGUCGUCGUCGUAAUCGCCGACAAGAAUCCUCAGAUGGGUUAUCUUCAAGAUUCGUGAAAAAGCUUCCUCAAUUCAAAUUCUCCGAACCUAGCACAUACACACGGUACGAGAGCGAUUGUGUGGUUUGUUUUGAUGGAUUCAGACAAGGACAAUGGUGUCGGAAUCUUCCUGGUUGUGGACACGUGUUUCAUCGAAAGUGUGUGGACACUUGGUUGCUCAAAGCCUCGACGUGUCCUAUUUGCAGAGCUAGGGUUAGAUUGUGGGAGGAAGAUCCACAAGAAGGAGAAUUAUGGAGAUGUUUUGGUCAUAGAAGAAGUAGUUUGCUAGAUUUGUAAUAUUGUGUGGUUAUGUAGACGUGGACUCAGUCUAAUGGAUGAUAAGAAUCUCCAAAACUGAAGCUACGAAGAGGUACAAUACAAGCCAAGGACUCUUUCCUCCAUAGAGAAGUAGCGGGUCGAUCUUAUGGUAAUAUAUAAGCACUAAGCAGAUGGGCGUUUGAUCAUAUAAACCCUCACUACCAUUACCAAAAAGCAAUAGCCAAGAGCUUUUUUUUUCAUUUUCUUUUUGAAAGCCAUGGAUCGGUUUUCGUUCUUGAAUGUUAUAAUGGAGGUUGCGGGUAUUCUAAAUGAAUCCCGCAAACUCUCCUCAAGAACAAAAAGUUGAUGUUCUCAGUCUUGGUAUUCCCUCUCUUACUCAAUUGUUUAGU